AUGUUGCCUGACGAGUGGGACGGCCGAACCGGGAAGGACGUGCACGUCGUGAUAAAGCGGAAGGCGGUGGACACGCGUGCCAUGUACGGCCUCUUCAAGACUAAGCCCGGGGUACCGCUGUGCAGCAAGUGCCACACACCCUUCAACUACUCCUGGAGAAACGGGGGCGGCUCUGACAAGUUGAUGCAGCAGCGACAGCAAAGGCUUCUGGACGCGGCCCUGUCCCGGCCCACAAGCGCUGCAAGCACGGCGGUGGCGGCAGGAUCUGCAACAGAUCCGGCGCUAUCCGCGGCGGCGGACGGGCUCAUGAACGCAGAAAACGGAGGCGUUGCCGCCGCCGCCGUCCAUCGAAGGGUGUUGGCAAAGGCGGCAAGAUUCAUCCGUGGCAUUUAUUCACAAUGUAGACGAAGGCGUGCUGCGUCAAGUAAGACUUUCGACGGUCGGGGCGGCGCCGACGCGGUGGAAGAACCGGAGCUCUGGUACGGGAGGGAGUUCAGGCGGCAGCUCAUGACCUACUUCAAGCCGGAGCUCUCCCGACCAGCCGCCAGCGGGGGGCGGUACCCGGUCGGGGCCAGGGUGGCCUGCUUCGCCGGGAAGGACGCCUGGUACCCCGGCGCCGUCGCGGCCUCGCGGGAGAACAACACGUACGACGUGCGCUACGACAACGGGGACAUCGCCCAGCACGUGUUCUCGCACAUGAUCCGCUUCGAACCUGUCCACGCCGACUCGCGCCUCACCUGCUGCUACUAUGGCCUGGCCCUCGCCGCCGCUGCGGCCUGGCCGCUCGCGGGCUCGUGGUACUUCUCUUCGACUUCCGCUGCCACCGACGCCGCCACCUCCGCCGCCGCUUUGGUGGCCUUGCCGGCACUGGUCGUGGGCACGGCCGGGACCCUUGCCGUAGCUUUUCAGAUCUGGGAGAUCUACGCGGAUAACAGGAGCACGGGCUUGUGUGUCGCGACCAAGUUCGCGGUGAUUUUUGCGCUGCCUUCGAUGUCGCUCACUCUGGUAGGCGGCCUAGCGGUCGUGAAGGCUUUGGGACCGGCAUCUGCAGGAUCGUGGGUGGAGAUGCUGCUGCUGCCGUCGAUGCUCUUCAGCCUCACCGGAGGCGGCUACGCCCACGCGGUGUCCCCGGCGUACGGCAAGGCCUGGGCCAUGGCUUCCUCGCUGUGGCUGCUGUUUCUCCUCCUCGUGGCGCUGCGUCUGGACGGGGAGCGGGGGGAUGCCCGCCCCGCUUUUGGCAAGAUGAGGUGGCUCGGGGUGUACUUCCCGCUCUGGGUGUUCCUGUUGAUGCUGAUAGCGGCCCACGAGGCGCUGCCGUACGUGUGGGACAUCGACGUGUUUCAAUUACCCGCGAGGCCGCCGCCGCCGCCGUUGGGGGGAGAAGGAGGCGGUAACAACGCGGGAGGUGGGGGGCGCGUCAGGGGGGUCUUGUCGCGGCUGGCGGGGAGAUUGACGGGGCCAAUCGCGGCGAGGAGGGAGAGGUCACGAGAGCGCACGGCGGCUGCCGCUGCUGCCCCUGAUACGGCUGAUGCGACUCAUGAUGCUGGUGCCGGUGGCACUGGUGCUGGUGACCGUGCUGUGGGCGAUGAGGCUGCUCCCGAUGCGUUGUAG
Messenger RNA from Ectocarpus sp. CCAP 1310/34, 1611 nucleotides. The record is from the annotation of a GenBank genome assembly. Lineage: Eukaryota; Phaeophyceae; Ectocarpales; Ectocarpaceae.